This is a messenger RNA of Spinacia oleracea (spinach), 3736 nucleotides long. Its product is annotated as probable inactive receptor kinase At5g10020. NCBI's taxonomy places the organism in Eukaryota, Viridiplantae, Streptophyta, Magnoliopsida, Caryophyllales, Amaranthaceae. Gene Ontology annotation, biological process: protein phosphorylation. The coding region runs from base 644 to 3628 and encodes 994 amino acids. The record is from RefSeq and is a predicted model, not a curated record. The transcript is spliced from 3 exons. Gene Ontology annotation, molecular function: ATP binding; protein binding; protein kinase activity.
UAAGUGUACAUGUAGUCUUUUCUCUACUUUCGUCCUCUCUCCCUUAAUCCAGGCUUCCAAUGCCCCUCAAAUCCCAAAAAAAUCUUUUUUAAUGGCAGCCAUUUUUAACUUUACUUUAAAACCAGUAUUUAAUGUCUACAAUUUUAGUUAUUUUCUGGGUCACUGAGUUGCUGACUCGCUUCAACAAGCUCCCCGGACCACACAUUGUGUAACUCUACCUCUUUCUGCAUAUUUUGCUCACUUGGGGUUUGCUUUUGUUCUAACAGAUUCAGAUUUUCGGAUUAUUUUUUGUAUUUCUUGUUGAAUAUUCGAAUAAAGAUCUAGUGGGGUUUUCUUGUUUCUUUUGCAUGUUGCUUCAAAUUCAUUGUAAGUGCCUUCUUUAUGCUCAUUUGAUUGAUUUCAUCAUUUUUUGGCAGUUUUUUCACCUUCUAAAUGCUACUUUCCUUUCACCUUUAUAAAUGCUACUUUUUGUGCAAUUUGAUAUAUGUUGGCUUUCAUAUGUACCCAAAUCCCUUAGUUGAUUAAUUUAAAUUGUAAAAGUUUAAAGGGUUCUUAAAAGGUUGAGUUUUUUUUGGUUAAAUUAUUUCAAAGCAUUGAAUUUUGAAACUUUUUGGUUUAAUUGGGAGUUGGGUGUAAAGAAGGAAUGCAGACAUUCUUCUGGGUAAUUUUUGUCUGGGUGCAACUGGCGUUAGCGGGUUCCGACUUUAAUGCACUUUUAGAGCUUAAAAAAGGCAUUAAAAAUGGUCCUAAUGGAAUUCUUGACUCUUGGAAUGCUAAAUCAUUAGCUUCUGAUGGAUGCCCAGAGGGUUGGCAUGGAGUUAGUUGUAGAAAGGGUAAUGUAGAGUCAAUCAUGCUUAAUGAUGCUGGUUUGAUUGGAGAGAUUGAUUUCGAAACGAUUUCGAGUCUUAAAUUGCUUCGAAAUCUGUCAAUAUCGAAUAAUCAAUUAUCUGGGAGUAUUUUGGAGAUUUCUUCCCUAGAAUCUCUAGAAAAUUUGGACCUCUCGCGAAAUUCUUUCCGUGGAUUAAUGCCUUCUAACAUUACUCGGUUGAAGAACUUAGUGUCUGUAAAUCUUUCGACGAAUAACUUUGAAGGUGUAGUGCCCUCUGGGUUCCUUGAGCUGAAGAAUUUGAAGUACCUUGAUUUGCACUCUAAUAAAUUUUCUGGGGAUGUUAUGAGUCUUAUCUCAAAAGUGGGUGGCCUGUUUGUGCUUGAUCUUAGCUGCAAUCAGUUUAAUGGGCAGUUGGAUAUUGGACUUGGAAGGCCUAGCUUUGUUUCCAAUAUUCAGUAUUUAAAUGUCAGUCAUAAUGCUUUGGUAGGAGAGCUCUUCUCCCAUGACGGGACGCCAUUUUUUGACAGCCUUGAGGUGUUUGAUGCUAGCUAUAAUCAGAUUAAUGGUACCAUACCUUCUUUCAAUUUCGUUGUCUCUCUUCGUGUUCUUCUACUUGGAAGCAAUAUGUUAUCAGGGCCUCUUCCAGAAGUGCUUUUGCAAGAUAGUUCAAUGGUCUUAUCAGAGCUGGAUCUCAGCCUUAACCAGCUUCAAGGGCUGGUGGGAAGUAUUACAUCUACGAACUUGAGGAGUCUAAACUUAUCUUCAAAUCAACUUUCAGGCUCCUUGCCCCUGAAGAUUGGGCAUUGUGUUACCAUAGACCUUAGCAACAAUAAGUUUUCAGGAAACCUCUCAAGGAUUCAACAUUGGGGAAGUGAUGUAGAGGUUGUUGAUUUAAGUUCUAAUUCUUUGACAGGGAUUUUUCCAAGUAAAACUUGUCAGUUUUUGAGACUGACUUCUCUCAAGGUAUCCAACAACUCAGUUGAAGGGGGUCUCCCAACCAAUCUAGGCACAUACCCUGAGCUAAAAUUCAUUGAUCUAAGCUAUAAUUUGCUGAGUGGAUUCCUCCCAAGUGUAUUCAGUUGGACGAAAUUUACCAGUCUUAACCUGUCGCACAACAAUUUCAGUGGAAUUGUCCCUCUUGAAGCAGGAUCAGAAAUUGAUAAUUUAGCUUCAUACAAUUUUAGCUUAUUGUCAUUGGAUUUAUCACAUAACUAUUUAAGUGGUGAUUUUCCUAUUGAAAUAAGCAAUUUCCACAACUUACAAUAUCUCGACCUGUCCAGUAACAAUUUUGCGGGCAGCAUCCCAAGUAAUCUUUCAGAGCAGUUAACUGGACUCAAUGUUUCUUACAAUAACCUUUCAGGUAUUGUGCCUGGGAAUCUUAGAAGGUUUGCAGAUGCCUCAUUUCAUCCUGGUAAUUCACUACUGAUAUUCCCUGGUUCACCUGGAAGUAACUUAAGCAUGAAUUCAAGUCGUCAUCAUAGCCGGAAUCAAGCUGUUGCAUCCAUUAUUGCUGGUCUAAUUGGUGGUGCUGUUGUUCUAGUUCUUUUAUGGCUGAUAAUGUAUUACAGGAAUAAGGUGAAGAAGCAUUCUGAAACAGAUAAGAUAGGGCAAAGUGAGAAUAAGAGUAGGCCAUCUUCGCUCCCAAGUACAACAGCGUCCUUGAAAAGUAUUGAUCCAUCAUCAAAUUCACCUAGCUCAGGUCAGGGAUCAAAGAUGGAAGCUACAGCUGCACUAGGAAGCUCUACAUCCAAUGUAACAAAGUGCAAAGAUCUGGAAUCAAGUAGAAAACAUGGUGAGAUAUCAUCUUCAAAUCAAUCGCCUGCCAAAGGCCAAAUUGUAUUCCAGAAUCUUGGUGCAGUUAAGAUUGGUUCGCCAGACCAACUUGCUGGGGAUUUACAUAUCUUUGAUGGGUCUUUGGUGCUAACUGCUGAACAGCUCUCACGUGCUCCUGCUGAAGUCAUUGGGAGAAGUUGCCAUGGAAUUCUAUACAGAGCUGCACUUGACAAUGGCCAUAUGUUAGUCAUAAAAAGACUGAAAGAAGGGAUAGCAAAAGGAAGAAAAGAGUUUGCAAGGGAAGCCAAAAAGCUAGGAAAUGUUAGACAUCCAAAUCUGGUAUCUCUCCAGGGCAUUUACUGGGGUCCAAGGGAGCAUGAGAAGUUGAUUGUUUCAAAUUACUUUAAUGCACCAUGCUUAGGCAUCUACAUACAAGGACCAGAACGAAAACAAGUCCCGUGUUUGUCCUUAAUGAAACGAGUGAAAGCAGCAAGAGAUGUUGCCCAAUGUUUAGAUUACCUUCACAAUGAGAAAGCCAUACCUCAUGGCAACCUCAAGUCUACAAACAUUCUUAUACAUCCUUUGGUAGAGAGUGUACUCGUCACAGACUAUGGUCUCCACCGGCUAAUGACACCAACUGGCAUUGCUGACCAGGUCCUUAAUGCAGGUGCUCUAGGUUACCUUCCACCUGAAUUCAUCAACUCAAGCGAACCAUGUCCAUCUUUAAAGAGCGAUGUAUAUGGUUUUGGAGUUAUUUUGAUGGAGCUUUUAACUGGAAGAAGCUCAGCUGAGAUAGUUUCUGCAAAUCAAGGUGCCGUUGACUUGACAGAUUGGGUGAAAAUGUUGGUGUCUGAUAACCGCGCUACUGAUUGUUUUGAUAAAGAAAUCUUAGGUAAAAAUGCAUCUGAAACCGAGCAUACAACAGUUGAUAAAAUGCUGCAGAUUGCUCUGAGAUGCAUUCUCCCAGCAUCUGAGAGACCUGAUAUUAGAACAGUCUUACACAAUCUUGACUCCAUACAGCAAUAGAAAUUUUGAUUAAAUUUCUGUUACUGCACUUGUAUAUUGCUUGCUUUUCUUAAUUCAAAGGCAUUAGGGUUUUUUAAACAAUAAAUAAUAAUAAAUAUUUUAAACACA